GGUCCCAGUCGUGUGUCGUCGUUCCUCGUUCAACGUGAAAUCCGUACUUGGCAAGUGACCGUGCUACGGUGUUGGCUGAAUCUUCCCGUGUUCCCGCAGAGUGGCACCAACGAGCGAGCAGUUGAUUGGAGAUUGUAGCGGAGACCAGCUAAUCCGGCAAAAGUAGUGCGGAAACGAAGAUGUCGACGAUGUACAAUAAAACUUUGUCGGCCCACCAGGCCCACAAGGAGCAUGUGCUGGCCGUAUCCCGGGACUUCAUCUCGCAGCCACGAUUGAUUUACAAAACGGUGUCCGGUGUGAACGGACCACUGGUCAUCCUGGAUGAGGUCAAAUUCCCGAAGUUUGCCGAAAUUGUGCAGCUACGCCUUAGCGAUGGCACGAUUCGCUCCGGUCAGGUGCUGGAAGUGAGCGGCUCGAAGGCCGUCGUCCAGGUGUUUGAGGGUACCUCCGGUAUCGAUGCGAAAAACACGGUGUGCGAGUUCACCGGUGACAUUCUGCGCACUCCGGUGUCCGAGGAUAUGCUGGGUCGUGUGUUCAACGGUUCCGGCAAGCCCAUCGACAAGGGACCGCCGAUUUUGGCGGAAGAUUUCCUCGACAUUCAGGGUCAACCGAUCAAUCCGUGGUCCCGUAUCUACCCCGAGGAAAUGAUCCAAACCGGUAUUUCGGCCAUCGAUGUGAUGAACUCGAUUGCCCGUGGGCAGAAGAUUCCCAUUUUCUCCGCCGCCGGUCUGCCGCAUAACGAAAUUGCCGCCCAGAUCUGUCGUCAGGCAGGGUUGGUGAAGCAAACGGGUAAGUCGGUGCUGGACGAGCACGAGGACAACUUUGCCAUCGUGUUUGCUGCCAUGGGUGUGAACAUGGAGACGGCCCGCUUCUUCAAGCAGGACUUUGAGGAGAACGGUUCCAUGGAGAACGUGUGCCUGUUCCUUAACUUGGCCAACGAUCCGACCAUCGAGCGUAUCAUUACGCCCCGUCUGGCGCUGACUGCAGCUGAGUUCCUCGCGUAUCAGUGCGAGAAGCACGUGCUGGUCAUCCUGACCGAUAUGUCUUCGUACGCCGAGGCUUUGCGUGAGGUGUCGGCUGCCCGUGAGGAAGUGCCCGGCCGUCGUGGUUUCCCCGGUUACAUGUACACCGAUUUGGCCACCAUCUACGAGCGCGCUGGACGUGUUGAGGGACGCAACGGAUCGAUCACUCAGAUCCCGAUUCUGACGAUGCCGAACGAUGACAUCACCCAUCCGAUUCCCGAUUUGACCGGUUACAUUACCGAGGGACAGAUCUACGUCGACCGUCAGCUGCACAAUCGACAAAUCUAUCCGCCGGUGAACGUGCUGCCGUCGCUGUCGCGUCUGAUGAAGUCGGCCAUCGGUGAGGGCAUGACGCGCAAGGAUCACUCGGACGUGUCCAACCAGCUGUACGCGUGUUACGCCAUCGGCAAGGACGUGCAGGCCAUGAAGGCGGUCGUCGGUGAGGAGGCGCUCACACCAGACGAUCUGCUGUACUUGGAGUUCCUCACCAAGUUCGAGAAGAACUUCAUCUCGCAGGGCAACUACGAGAACCGUACCGUGUUCGAGUCGCUCGACAUCGGCUGGCAGCUUCUGCGUAUCUUCCCGAAGGAGAUGCUCAAGCGUAUCCCAGCCUCGAUUUUGGCCGAGUUCUACCCGCGAGACUCGCGCCACUAAGUGGCGGCAGUAUGAUGCUGGUUCGUCGGUUGUUGUUAAGCGUAAGGUAGAUGUUUCGCCUCUCGCACGGGAUGUCAGUGUGUGUAUGUCCUCUCUUUACGUCUACCCUUCUUUCCUUAGCUUAUCCGUAAAUUGGAGGAAACAGAUAUGUUGUAAAUAGUGUGUGGAGUGGCAUUGCGAAAUGUUUCGUCCACAUUGAUGCAUUCCCGUCACGAUAAACGUUUGGAUGGAACUGGUUAUCUUUGAUUAAAAGAAGGCCAACAUUGGCCACCCGAAAAGAACCACAAUUUAUUGCAUGCCACUUUUAGAUGGUAACCGGUGGGAGUGGAAGUAUUGAGUUCUCGCGUUCCUUAUCGCAGUUGCUCUAAAUUUCGUUUUGGUGUGUGUCUUCAGCUGACUUGGCUGACGUCAAAGAUGGUCUUUGGAUAAUUUUUGUUUACCGAAUCGGUAGUCGAGUGCCCUAGAAGCCGUUUUGCAUAGCAUUGACCCCUCUAGCAGCAGCACCAUAAACCGCAAACGUUUUCUGGAUGAUCACGGGCGCAACAGAGUUGAGCUGUGUAAGUUCUUUCGCCGUCAUCGAAACGCACCAAACCAAGCCAACGAAACUAAGAAAUGCGAGUAAAUGUCCAAUAGAAAAAUAACAUCUCAACUAUUGAAAAGACGAAAGAAUAGAAGAGUCAACCUACGAGCGGCGAAAGAACUGACAGCUCGAUCGUUCGGCCAGGCGGAUCGAAAACAGCAUCCGGCACGCCUGUUCGGCGUUGCGCGUGUCGUAACGGAACCAAACACGACCCAUACCAUCGGUUCCGUGGGAUCACUCGCCAGUGGAAACCUGCGGUGGACGGUUGUGGUUGCUAAAGAGGCUCGUUGUGAACGGUUUUUUCCGGGAAAAAUUAUCCUGACACCAUCAGUAGCGAAAGAAUAGUACGAACGGCAACGGAAGGAUCAAUUUCUCCAGCUAAAGCGCACUCUUUAGCUCGUUAUCGCGAUAUGCCGGCGCAACGAUCAUACGGUAUUCCUUGCAUCGAUACACAUUAUUUUUCUUCACAUAUUUUAUCUACUAUUGCAAUUAUCCUUGUUUAUUUUUGUUAUCCAGCUUUUGAUGAAGCGUGUGUUUUGUUUGCACGAUUCGAUGUCCCACUUUUACUAUUUACUCCCUACGUAAGUGUUUAGCUAAGUGCAUAGCCUAAGCGUUUCCUUUUUACAUAUCUAAUCUUAUCUUAGUAUCUACAAUCUUUAUUUUGUUCGUCUGUUUUUAAGGAAUGUUCGGUAUAUUGAAAGAUUUGUUGUCUAUUUAGAUUUUUUCGCUUGCUGCUGCAAGGUCGAAAACUUCCGUUCGGAUCGAUUGAUUUGUCAUCAUGGUGAAGUGAAGAAAAUCAAAAACAGUGCUCCAACCUCGGGUUUUGAAUAGAUGCUGAUGAGAUGAAGCUAAUCCCGUCCCGGCUCACUGGCUGCGCCUUCUGUUACAUGCCAUCGCACACUAGCUACUCUGUCGAUUUGCCAUCAUACGCCAUCGUACAAAACAAUGAUACCCCCUUUUAAUAGACCACGUUUACGACCACGUUUUACGCGGGUGGCUGUUUCGUAAUGGUGACGAAGGUGCUGCCGGUAGUAUUAAGAUCAAACACUCGCUGGGGACGGACACGGGUUAGCUUCUGUAAUCAACAGGCAUCUUUCAACCGAGAUUAGGUACCUCUUUCACUUAAGCCCUGUCGUUCGAUCGUUCGAUAGUAUUUUCGCGCAAGCGCACGCAAUGUUACUUAUGUUAUAAUGUCCAUAAGAUAAGGCUCUACCUGUACGAAACAAACUGGUACGUUUUGCGAUAUUUCGAUCAUCGUUGGUCCAAUCCAUUGUUGAGUGUAGGAGAAGAAGAUAAUCGAAACAGUGUCCCGAAACAGUUGUAGGAAAAUGUUACAACACCUUGUAGUGUUCGCACGGCUCUAAGAGACGAAAGAUACAUAGAGGUUGCUGGUGCCAGUGUGCGACCCAUUAGCAGCUGCUGAUGGGCACACGGUUCUGAGCCACGCCACUAGAAGAAGGCACGGCAGCGUUCGAACCUCGAGACAACCUCCGGAUGUAGAUGUGUUUAUAACUUGAGAAAAAUAUUACCGAGGCCCACAAAGUCGUUUGAGCUCUGUUUCCAUGCUAUUCUAGGUAUAGCCACCACACAAAAAAUAGACAAAAGUAAUGUUAGAUAUAAAAUAAUACAUGAAUACAUAACAAUAUUAUUACUGUAUUAACGAACGAUCACGCUGAAUAAAAAAUCCGAGUGCGAGU
This is a messenger RNA of Anopheles cruzii, 3953 nucleotides long. It is a transcript of the gene Vha55, whose product is annotated as V-type proton ATPase subunit B. Gene Ontology annotation, cellular component: proton-transporting V-type ATPase, V1 domain. The transcript is spliced from 4 exons. Bases 180 to 1676 code for a protein of 498 amino acids. Gene Ontology annotation, biological process: ATP metabolic process; proton transmembrane transport. NCBI's taxonomy places the organism in Eukaryota, Metazoa, Arthropoda, Insecta, Diptera, Culicidae. Gene Ontology annotation, molecular function: ATP binding; proton-transporting ATPase activity, rotational mechanism. The record is from RefSeq and is a predicted model, not a curated record.